GUUUGACCCCAUUUCCUAAAGUUCACCAAAUUUGCUCGAGCUCUGAACCAUGAGAUUUUUGGCCUGUAAUUGCACAACCACUUGAAAUAUCUUUCUAAAUAGAUUCCCCGUGUGUCUACCUGUAGCUGUACGUUAACGCUGUAAAUAUCAACGAGCUACGUUUGUUACACGAACUUGGAAUCGAGUCUCGACAGGAUCGCCAGCUGCCCCCCUCCCUCAUUUUUUUCAUCACACAAAUUUGACAAAAGGAGCAAACUGUUUUCAACAAACUCACUAACGUGUUCCAACAUGCAGUAUGAUCAUGCCUGACGAUGAGCACCGGGAACUGUCACCGGGACUCUGAGACGGGAGAACCGGCAAAGAAGCGGUUUAGACAAACAAGUAUUCUUGACAGCUUUUCGUUUCGGAGGAAACUCAGCAAGCGAGCUGAGGAGGCUCAGAGUCGAGUUGAGGAAGCUAUCCUGUCUGAUCUGGCCAAUGAAAAAAAAGAAGAGAUGUCAGACAACAGAGGUGAGGAGAUGUCCCAACAGAUGAGAGAGAGGGCUGCUGAGGCUGCAGAGAGAAGACGGAGUGCAAAGUCACCGUGGUCCACUCCUCCCCAUGAGUCACAUGAUGACCAGCCAGCCAAUCAGGGUCCUGCAAGCCAUCACCGGCAUCACAAGUCACAUGACUCUCCAUCUAGUCAUCCCAGUUCCUCAAGACAUGGCAGACACAGACUCAGUCCCUCGGGUGUGGUCCCUCGGGCAAGCAAGUAUGUUGACGAAGAAAAGCCAAGUACGAGUAGAGACACUUUGUCUACAUCUCACCAUGGAAGAAGAGACCAUAAGCACAAGAGGAGGAGUAGAUCUGACAGUAGUCCAGAAUAUGGAGGUCCAGAUUCACCGUUGGUUAUUCCAGAUUCCCCCACAGUGAUCCCAGAGUCUCCUGUCCUGAGUGAGCCACCUACAGACUCCCCUGCCUCACCCUCCAACCAAAGUGACACUCUAGUGUAUGAAGACUCAGAGCCAGUGUUUUCUAAUUCAGAUGUGUUAUCCCAGAGAGAUCCCUCUCAGCCCAGUUGGUUUGGUACACCGAUAUCAGCCUUGAACAGGACCCCGGCCUGUAGCAGUCCCCUCCCCUCCCUCAAACCUGACAGUCAACAUACUGUACUGUUUAGGCCCCAUGUACGGCCAGGCGACCCUCCUAGGCCGUUUCCAGACAAAUACAGAGACGUAUGGGAUGAUGCCCAUGUGCGUAUGCCCUGCUCAGAUGAGAACUUAUACCCUGUACAAGACCAGGAUGGCAGCAAGACUGUGAAGAGUCGGUGGGAGGUGGUGCAGUCAGCUCUACUAGGGAACAUACAGAACUCCUUGGACCUGGAGGAGGCCAUCUUAACAUACAACUCCAGAUAUGCCAAUAGAUGGGACUUCAGGGGUUUACAUUCAUUCUUUACUGAGUAUCUAGAUGAUGAUGAAGCCAGAGGUUUCUUCAAAGUGACUCUGCCUGCUAUGGUGAAGUUGGCACUCAGACUACCCGAGAUUGUAACUCAGAGCCCCCCACUACUGAAGAAACAGAUGCGACACAGCAUCACCCUGUCCCAGCUCCAGGUGGCUUCACUAUUAUCCAAUGCCUUCUUCUGCACCUUCCCAAGGAGAAAUGCCUACCAGAGGAACUCAGAAUACUCCUCUUUUCCCAGCAUCAACUUUAAUGAUCUGUUUAAAGGUGGGAAACAUGGGGUGGAUAGACGACGUGCAGAGAAACUCAAGACACUUGUGCACUACUUCAAGAGAGUCACUGCAAGAAUGCCCUGUGGAACGUUGACCUUCCGUAGACAGUCCUUCCCCAAAAUGCCCGUGUGGAAGACCUGUAAGGACCCCUUGACCAGGCUCCAUGUCUCAGCUGAGGGGAUGAUAGAGGAGGAUGGUACAGGGAUGCUACAGGUGGACUUUGCCAAUAAGGUCAUAGGAGGGGGUGUUUUGGGAUUUGGAUUAGUGCAGGAGGAGAUUAGGUUUCUAAUCUGUCCUGAGAUGAUCCUGUCCAGGCUCUUCACUGAGACACUCGAGGCAGACGAGUGCUUAGUCAUCAUUGGUGCUGAGCAGUACAGCUGCUACAAGGGGUAUUCAGACACCUACAAGUGGGCAGGGGACUAUCAGGACCAGACAACAAGAGACACAUGGGGCCGAAGGUGUACAGAGGUAGUAGCCAUUGACGCCCUGAAGUACAGGACUUACACUGAACAGUGUAAUCCUGGUAUGGUGAAGAGAGAGCUGGAUAAGGCAUUUUGUGGUUUCUACAGAUCAGACGUGUUGCCUAGCAACCUGUCAGCCAUAGCAACAGGCAACUGGGGGUGUGGUGCUUUUGGAGGUGACUCCAGAAUAAAGGGUCUGAUCCAGAUGAUGUCAUCAGCUGUAGCUAAGAGAGACCUCGCCUACUUCACCUUCGGAGAUGCACAAUUGGCAGAGGACCUGUACAAGAUGCAUGAAUUUGCAGAAGCAAACAGUCUUUCUGUUGGUGACCUGUGGAAUGUGAUCCAGUCCUACCACAGAACAUGUGCCAAGACUUCCAGGAAACCUGCAGUGGAACUCUUCAGCUACAUCUACCAGAUGUACUCUGACUUCCAGGACUCUACUGAUGAGGAGGGAGCCGGGCAGGACUGGGAGGAGGGGGCAGAGGGCAAAGGGCAUGGGUCACAGAUCAAGGGUUGGGAGUCAGAUGAGGAAGGGGCAGAUGGUACAACAGAGAGGAAGGAGUCUCUAGAUUAUAAAGCCAUGACACCAUAGAGAUAACAAGUGAUCCUGAUGUCGUAUGGUCACAGAUGGAGAUCUUUUGCGGGUUCCACACUGGAAUUAUUAAAUAAGGGUCCAUGAGGUGUAUAUUUUCACUGUAGAUCCAGGGACCUCAUUAUAAGAAAUGAUGAUUUAUUUAAUUAAGCUCAGAUACCAAUAUUUACAUCUUAUUUAAUCCUACAUUGGAAUCAAAAGCACUGUGACAUGCAUAUCUUGUAACGAACAUGGUAAUACUAUAUGCCAAGUCUUUUUGCCACACUUUUGUCUUCUCACUGACCAUGAAUAUGGUAAACUUGUAUUGAUUGUUAUCUACUUCCAAAGGAAGGAUAUUGCAAUGUUACAUUGUACAUGUACCAUGAAGUGUCAUAAAUAUUCUUUUUCUUCCUAGUGGAGAAUGCCAGCAAAAGAAUGUGAAUUUACUUACUGUAGAACUGUAUAGGCGAACAUUAGGAUCGUCUAUGUAUUUACUUUAUUUCAAUGUUUUUCAUAGUAUAAUACUCUGCUGUACUUUGAGAACAUUUGUACCAAUCUUGCUUUUUGGUAUCAUCAAUUCUAGGAAAGUCAGGCUUGUGUAGAGGCCAUUUUUUUAAAGCUUGGAAAACAUUUUGACAUUGUGUAUUUAAAUUACUAUUUGUUUUUGGUCAAUCAUGUUUCAAACUCUGCAUCAAAUAAAUUCUACAAAGUCAGAUACACUGAACAUUGGUAAAAGCUUAAUACAAGUAUGUGUUCGGAAUUUGUUCUGGAAGUCACACUUUGUUCCGUUUCAUGCUCCUGCAAAACAUUAACAUACAUGUAAUGCUAGUAGACAUUUACAAGUAUUGGACAGUUAACUUCAAAUAAACAAUUGAAA
Messenger RNA from Branchiostoma floridae (Florida lancelet), 3615 nucleotides. RefSeq names its product poly(ADP-ribose) glycohydrolase-like. The transcript is spliced from 17 exons. The record is from RefSeq and is a predicted model, not a curated record. Gene Ontology annotation, molecular function: poly(ADP-ribose) glycohydrolase activity. Gene Ontology annotation, cellular component: nucleus; cytoplasm. Gene Ontology annotation, biological process: regulation of DNA repair; nucleotide-sugar metabolic process; carbohydrate metabolic process. NCBI's taxonomy places the organism in Eukaryota, Metazoa, Chordata, Leptocardii, Amphioxiformes, Branchiostomatidae. Bases 312 to 2759 code for a protein of 815 amino acids.